Paramacrobiotus metropolitanus is the source of this 3596-nucleotide messenger RNA. Its product is annotated as integrator complex subunit 4-like. The record is from RefSeq and is a predicted model, not a curated record. Gene Ontology annotation, biological process: snRNA processing. Gene Ontology annotation, cellular component: integrator complex. Bases 317 to 3361 code for a protein of 1014 amino acids. The transcript has 8 exons. Lineage: Eukaryota; Metazoa; Tardigrada; Eutardigrada; Parachela; Macrobiotidae.
ACAAGUCACAAAAUCAUAACAAUUCGAAAAUCUGGGUUUAAGUUGAAAAGUUAUCUAAUUUGUAAAUGUAAAUCAGUAAAUUUUAAAUUGGGUAAUUUUAUAUCUGCUGCUGAUAACUGAUAACGGAGUUUUUCAUUGGAGUUUUGUUUAACCAGUGGAGGCGAUGGUCGGUGGACUGCUCAGUCUUCUGAUUUGACAAGAGUACAUAUGUACUUUUUCAUCGAGCAAUCACUGUACCAGUACUGCAUUAUCCACUAACAGCGGUAACGCGCAGACGUGCUACAGGAAACCGCAUUCCGCUGCCACUGCCAGUACAAUGUCUGCCUACAAAAAGCGCAUGCUGACAGAUUAUACCAGCACCGUGACCCACACGGAUGUGGAACUCUCCGGGAGCGAAGAGAAUGCAUCAUCGAGUCGCGGGCGGAGACACAUUGAUGAAGAAGACUCACUGCGCAGUCCGAAGCGUCUCCGCUUGAAUCCACGAUCUUUGGUUCUGCCUGAUAUCGAACGGAUUACCGACUUGCAGAAAGCGCAGGCAGCCCUGGACGAUCUCAGCACACAGAUACAUACCAUAUCGGAGAAUGGAGUAAGUGUCAGCGUGGAUGAGAUCGUCGCCGUGUGUGAAAAACUCUGCGAUCUGUUUCACAUUUUUCACAGUCUGCACUCCGUAAUUUUACGGCGUAUGGGCGAAUUGCUGAAGUUAUCUCUUGGGACAUCAUGCUUCCCUGUUUUGCGCCCAUUUAUUAUUAAAGUUCUCAACUCUACGUCAUGGGACACGCGUAUACGGGUGCAGCUCGCUCGGAUCUUGCUGGAAGCAGGCGUCAAGCAUCGCCAGAACAGCGCAUUUUGCUGGCACAUUGUGACUAUUGUGGACAAGUUCUUAUGGCGGAAUUUUUCGUUAACAGCACCGCUAUCAAGUGAUGCGCACGGCGAAGACGAUAUAACAGAUGGGAAUAUUCAGGGCGACGACGAGAUGAUGCAGCGUGAUAGUGGUUGGUCUGUGCUGCUCGCUUCGUGUUUAGAUGUGAUUGGGGAAGUUCUGCCUUACCGCGAUACAUCGCGACAGUAUGUGCUCAGUUUGUGGAACCGUUUUGCUCAGGAUGGCUGUAAUGAAGUGCGCGCAGCGGCCUACCGAAUGCUGGACGCGUUGACGGAGCGUGGAUUUCGUAUGCGCUUUAGUCUAACGACCUAUCGGAGAUUGUGCAAUGAUCUGGAGGAUAUUGACUCCUCGGUUCGUUCGUCCGUUAUGAACCUUAUUUUUCGCCUGAGCGACGACUAUCCUAGCCAGCAAGUGGCGAACGCGCAGGCUGUGCACAGUAGCGAAACAACCGAAACAAUUAAUUUAGUUGAUGAUGUCUUCUGCAAAAUAUGUGAUCGUGUCAAUGAUUGGGAAAUUAAUAUUCGCGCUCAAGCUGCGAGUAUUUUGGGUCGCAUGAAUGGCGUGACCCUUGACUACAUCCUGCAGACAGUGGAUAAGAAGCUGAUGUCGGACUUGCGAGUGAAGGUUGCAGGACACGAGCGCCAGAAGCGUUUGUUCGAGAGUGGUGAAUGGUCUAGCGGUCGUAAAUGGGCUGACGAUGCCCCUAAAGAACGUCUACAACAGGAUGACGUUUCGCUGAUGUCCAUCGGUGCCACGGGAGCCUUUGUUUUAGCACUGGAAGACCAGUUUCAAGAAGUACGGGAACAGGCUGUCAUCUCCAUGGCUUUGCUAGCAGAGAAGCAUCCGACCUUUGGUUCUACCAGCGCGGAAUUCCUCGUCGAUAUGUUCAAUGAUGAAAUUCAUGAUGUGCGGCUAAAAGCCCUGCAGAUGUUCCCCAGACUAGGGGGCGGUGUCGAGCUGCGAGAAGAUCAGCUAGAAAUGGUUUUGACCGUUUUGCAAGACGCAACGUUGGACAUUCGUCAAGGUCUUCGGUCCAUUUUGCCGACUUUAAAAUAUUCAUCCGCCAAACUAAUUAGAAUGGUGCACACAGAGCUUCUUAAUAACCUAAAACAGUAUCCUUCGGAUCAUGGACAGAUAUGCCAGUGUUUAGCGAAGAUCGGUGCUAGCAACGGCGCUUUAAUAGCCGAAGAAGCCACCGUGUAUUUGAAUAUCCAUCCAUAUUUGCAUUCAUCGGAAACUAAAUCGGACGACAAAAUCUACAUCGGCACAAUGGCACUGCUGUGUAAUGCAGCUAGUUCUACACCGGAAAUUGUAAAAGUUUUUUUGGAUUUCCAUUUACGCCAUUAUCUUCUUUAUCGCUAUAAAUACCCCGAAUGGUUCCCAUAUCUUGACACUGCUGGAAAUGCACGACUAAAAUCAAGAAAAGGCAGUUUGCAGAAAUAUCCUUCUGCUGAUGGCAAUAUUGCGUCGUUUCUUGCCAUCCUUGAGCGUCGGUUCGUUGAAGCAAAAGGCUAUCGCAACAUCGCAGAUAUCUUGGACGUAGGUCGUAAGGAAAUCCAAAAUAUGGUACAGUGGAAUGUCUCACAGGAGGCGGCUGGCGCAUGGUUGGAUCUGCAGUUCCGGUUUGCUAGCCGAUACGUGGAAGCAUUGGAAAACUCUGAAAAUGAUAUGCUUAGAGAGAACGAUGUGAACGAAGCAGGUGUAAGCAAAAGCAUCGUGGAUGAAAUGAGAACGCUUUUUACUGGUAUGACUGACCGCGAUCGCUUGUUGACGGCUACCCUCAUACUUCAGGACAAAUUACUUCAGGCUUUACAAAGUGGAGAACGGUCUGGCGAUUUGGUGGAAGUGGGACCUGAAAUUUUGAUUGACAUCACCGAUUUGGAGGGCAUGUCUGGUAAAUAUGGAGAAAAAUUACCUCGAUGGAUAUCCGGUAUCGGAGACGAUCUGAAAACAAUGUACGCUACAAAGCUCCCGUAUUCAAAGCUUCUAUCCUGGUUGCGGAGUUGUAUCCCCGUUCCUCGCCUUCCUGGCAGUGAAAUACAAAGGGUUAGCGUGAAUAUUGUGUCACCAAUAGAGAACGAAUAUGUGGUGAAUGUAGUUGCUGGGACAAUUCACAAAAUUCCUUUGGAAGCUGUCGUAGAAGGAUGUUUGGACUUGGCGGGAAUUGUCAUCUGUAUUUUGCUACCGGACGGUCGCCGAUUGGUUGUUUAUCCUACCGCUAAAGACACAACGACGGAGAGUGACGCGGAUGGACGUCUGAAGUUCUUUAUUAAAAAAGAUCUUGCUGUCAGUCAGAGCGUAUGGAGUGCCGCGGCUGCAAUUAUUGUCCAAUUGGCGAAGACCGUGGUCGGUAAAACUUUGUCGCUAUUAGGAAAUGGCAACUACCAGCUGCUUCAAGAAGAAGAUACGAAGAAAUUACUCUACCUUGGCAAAGCAGUGACGUAUAAAGUUAUGCCACAAAGUAUUCGAACACAUCUAUAAUGCAGCAAGGGAUGAAGCCAAUUUAAAGCGGAGAUUUGAUUUUAUUUUGGGUGAUCCGCAGUUUGGAUUAUGUAAUUGCGGUAUUAUGGCCCUUAGAUUGGGUUUUGUUUUCUUUAUCAACGUACGUCAUGCGUAUCGUUGGUAAGUUACCGAUAAAAAUUGUGUAAAAAUCGCGCUUGCAUGCAAACGCUUGGCAGAUACAUAACACAACACAAGAACGCCAAUUUCGCACAUC